Molecule: messenger RNA, 4228 nt
Organism: Hippocampus comes (tiger tail seahorse)
Lineage: Eukaryota; Metazoa; Chordata; Actinopteri; Syngnathiformes; Syngnathidae
Exons: 11
Coding region: 1629-3209 (526 amino acids)
Biological process (GO): cytokine-mediated signaling pathway; immunoglobulin mediated immune response
Cellular component (GO): membrane; external side of plasma membrane
Molecular function (GO): cytokine receptor activity; protein binding
Source: RefSeq, a predicted model, not a curated record
CUGAAUCGGAAAUUGAAACAAAAAUGACCAAUAAACACAAAUAGUGUUAAAUGAUGCUUUAAAUAUGUCAAAUUCAUCUAAAUUCAUAUCGACAAAAGUUGCUUUUGCAGGUACAGCUGGAAACGACUCACGACCUGACCAAUAGAAUUGGAGAACAUUAAUAACCAUGAAUGGUGUUAAAUAUUUUAAGUCAAGUCAAAUGACAAAAUUUGACAUAAUUGCUUGGCAGGUAGCAACCUUUGUAGGUACGUGUUACAAAAUAAAGCAGGAAACAACACAACUGCCUUAAAAAGUGAAUAUUGUCCGAAAUAUCAAAGGCUGAAGUAAAUUCACGUAUACAGCUCUUUUUGACGUUCAAUAUUACAAAAUAAAUCAAGAGGCGACUCAACUCUGACCAUGACAAAUUGCAUGUUCCUUAAACCCUGAGAAUGAGCUCACUGGAGUGUUGCAAAUGGAAUGAGGACAUUUAUGAAUAUCCUGUGAAAGGGUUGCAAAUCAAACGCAGGUGACUUUCUUUUCACGUUGGAAGGGAAUUUCUCAUGUCUGCAUCUCUUCUUGAAAGCAGAAAUGAUCCACCGAAAGGAUCACGCAACAAGUUGGGGGAAACCACAGAUCGGCAAAAAGUUUAAAAUGGGGUGGGGGCGGGGGAACGAGGAUCGAAGUUUUGUUUUAUUCAUUUUCACAAAAAUAUAUAUAUUUUUAAUGGAUGUAACAAAUAUUACAAGACUCUUGAUCGAUUGUGGCAGAAAAUCAGACUUUGUGGGCGUUGUCACGAGGCCACCGCCCCCUUCUUUUCAUCUUCUCCCCUCCACACCCUCUCCUCAGUGACGAAUGGAAAUCAUGUCAGUGCUUCAGCGAGAUCUCUGCUGAGUAGGAAGUCGGUGGGCUUGCUGCAGGACCUGAGCCAUGUGGUGGAUGGAGGCAAUUGUGACACUGAGUUCUGGAGAAGCUGCACUUUGUUGCCGUGUGAUGUGAGCUGCACACGGACAGACGAAUGCGAAGGAGGAAGCCGUGAGUUCCGCAUCCCGCAUCCCAAGCAGCGACAACGAUGAGGACCGCUUUUGUCCUUCUUCUUUUGUUGCUUUGGGGCGCCGCCGCCGCCGCCGCCGCCGCCGCCGCCGUGAAGCUCAAGUGUCCCGAACACCAGCCCAACACAGGCCUGGUCUGCUGGAAUGACUACAAUCGAAACAUGACGUGCGUCUGGAACAGCUCGGACACACGCACGGGCAGCGGCGCGGUGGCGUGCGGCAUACACGCAAAAAGGAUCAACGUCACGUUGCGAACAAUGAUCCCAUCGUGGAUGGAAAUUCCAAUGGCGAACAUUUGACGGCCAUUUCAGAUUCAGGUUUGCAGCCGGGGUUGGAUUUAAAAUGAGGGUUUUAAGACGAGGUUAUGUUUUGAGAUGAGGGUUUCAACGAAACAUUCAUUUCAAGGAUUCAUUGUUUUUUUUGUUUUGUUUUUUUCAAACAAGAGUUCAAGUUUUGGAUCGGGGGGGUGUCCAAUUUAAGUUCCAAUGUAGGAUUUCAAGCCAAUGACGGGGUUUCAAGACUAGCUCGGGGUUUUAAACAAGGGUGGAUGUUUCAAAUUCGGGUUUUCAAUCUGGAGUUCAGGUUUCAAGUGAGGGGUUCAUGACUGGGUCAAGGAGUUCAGUCUUUGUUUGGGUCUCAAGCAAAACGUGUUUUCCCUGUUGCACUUUCAGUAGGCGCCAAUACGAGUCUGAGUGUGUUCUUCGGCCGCUGGACGCGCGGACGGCUUCCUCGCCGCAGACGUGCUCGCUCAUCUUUGGCAAAGACAGCAUCUUUCAGUCGCACCACGUGUUGAGAGUUUGGAUCAACUGCUCCAAGGUGGCGAUGACCUACCAGCCCGCCUGUCACGUGAAGCUCCCUGCGCCAGGAAAGCCUGAAAUCAACCAGACCACCGUCUCCUGGGCAGCUGCCAAGCAGGACUCGAUGUCUCUGUACAACUUCCAGCUGGAGUGGAAGCAGGCCGAUGAGCCCUGGGAUGGAGCGUCGGUACACAGAGAGAAGAAAUCCUGCAAGGAGUCAUGCCGAUCCAAUCUGAGUCUGGACCAGUUGAGCCGAGGGACGGCGUACGAGGCGCGCCUUCGGGUCAGAGCUUCGGAGGACGAUGGGGUGGCGUCGGUGUGGAGCGACUGGAGCGCCGCCGCACGCUGGACGUCAGAUGUCGGGGAGGCCGCGGCGCCACCCGCUGACUCCCUGUGGCUGGUUUUGGGGGUGACGAUCUCCGGAACAGCCUUUGCCGUCUUUCUGACUCUUCUGCUCUUUAGGAAAGACAAGAUCAACUGGGUUUAUGUCUUCAAGAAGAUUCGAGGCCCACGACUACCAGACCCGGGAAAGUCUUCCCUCCAGAACAAGUGGCCACGUCCUCCUUUCAGCAGCGAGUCCUUGCAAGUCUUCCUGCGGCCCGUGGACGUCCUCGCGGUGAUGCCUGUCGGCUGUGUGGAAACCGUAAGUCUCGGAGACCCUCGGUAUCCAAGAGACCCUGGAGCUGUCCUGGAGAAGAUGAUGAGAAAGAUCACCACAGUUGGCUUGUUCCCGCCCGCGAGCUCCCAACUGCGGCCUCCUCCCUUCCCUGUGGCCUCCCUCACUUCGGGCAACCUGAAACUGUGCGCCCCGGAGUCCCCCUACGGCACCGUGGGGGCCAUCGCGGACCAGGACGGGGAGAUGACGGAUGCUCGGAAACUCUUCCUGGAAGUUAUUGGCGGGGUCGGCGACAAGGCGACGCCAGUUAUUUCAGACUAUGAGAAGAUCGAGAAACUCCAGGGUGAACGUUCGAAAGACGAUGACGAGUCUGGAGGUCAAUGUGGAGGUGCAGGCCGAUCUCCCCUUGAAGGGGUUCUCAUCAAAGGCUCCGUCCAGGUGAGUUUGGACUACGAAUGCAUCCGGACGCGACACCACCAUGAUAGCCCCGAGCUCCCCGGUGCGGAUUCGGGCGUCGGGGGCGUACGCGAGGAGCACGCAGGGCCCGAGGUGAGCUUGGAGGACGGGGAGGAGAAGGCCUCCUGCUUGCCCUGUCCCCCUGGUCCUGCUGGUCCUUGUGGGUGCGCUCCUCCUUUGGACUUCCACCGUCCAACUCUGGAGAGUCUCCAAGCUCUCCUGCUGGAUGCCACAGAUUUCACACGUGGAGCAGUAGAACCCUCCAGCGGUGGUUAUAUGUCCGUGUGUCAGCGCGAUCCCGAAACUGGUUGAAGGACAUACACCCGCCAUUGAGUUGGCGCACCCCUUCGACCCCCAUGCUCAUGCAAGUGCAAACAACAAAUGUAUGGAAGUUCAAGUUAAUCACUGUCAUUUAGAUUCCAUGGAAAAUGCCAAGCGCUCAUUUUAACGUCAUAUAUGAGAUAGCGCACCACCCUCUACCUUGCGUAUACCCCCCCCCAUCCCCUCAAAAAAAAGUCCAGAAGAAGCAUUUUUGAUGUUCAAAUCUAAUUUGUAUAAUGUGUACAGUUGAAAUCCAUCAUUCCCAAACUUGUUGAACCACACAAGCCUUUUUAUUUGGCGCACCCGCACCUCUCCCGCCCACAGUAAAAAAUGACUUUUUUUUCCAGUGUUGGAGAAGAACAAUAUUUUAUUCAGUUUAUGGCUCCCUUUUUCAAACUUUUCAAGCCACGCGCCACUUUCAAAGUAUCCUUUGAGCCGGCACACCCCUUAUACCCCCCUCCCCUAAAUGAAAGUGCCAAACAUCUUCACAUUUCAGUUCAACAUGAAUUUGUAUCGUUUGCAGCAGUCUGUCGUGGACUUUUUAAGCGUAUCCCCCAGAAACACCUUUAAAAAACAGCCCAAAAAGCUUUUUUUUUUUUUUUUUUUUUUUUUUACAUUUUCAAGCACUUAUUUGAACAUUCCAAAUGAGUGAGCACACCACCUUCUACUCCGCAACAAACACUCCUCCCUAAAGUUCUAAAGCAUUUUUUUUGUCUUUUUUUUUGUUUGUUUGUUUGUUUGUUUGUUUGAACGUCUUUAGUCACCCGCUCCCUUCAACGCCGCCACUGAAUUGGCGCACCAGCUCUCCUCCAACACGUACCUUAUAAUUUUUCUUUCAAUGUUGCGCCCCCUCUCAUUCCCUGACCCCCGCCCCCGCCCAAAAAAAAAAUAAGUCUAUAAAUUGAAAAAAAGGACAUUUCAUGUUUGUAAACGUUUGUAUUCUACUUAAACUGUGCAAGUCGAAGAUGAUUUCGGUGAAGCGACAAUGAAGCAUUAACAUGUUGAACAAC